AGUGCAAAAUUUGUACGAUUAUCACAGUUUUCUUGUACUAGUAGUGAGCUUCCAAUUAGAUCUCCUAUAAAAACCAGAAAAUCCAAAGCAACCUCAGCUUAGUCUUAUCUAUUCUCUCUCACAAUGAAAUAUUCUAGUGUAGCAGUCCCAGCCACGGCUACCCUCAUGCUUCUUAUCGUACUUGCCCCAGCUGCAGAAGCUGCAAUUGCAUGCAGUGAUGUAAUUAAGGACCUGAGACCUUGUGUGAACUACCUUGUGAAUGGCAGUGGGAUGCCACCAGCUGCAUGUUGCACUGGAGCCUCAAAUCUCGCAUCUUCUGCAUCAACCUCAGCCGAUAAGAAGGCUGCUUGUGAGUGCAUUAAGACAGCAGCCAAGAAAUUAAAUCCCAAUCCUCAAUUGGCAAAGGGUCUUCCAGGGAACUGCAAAAUCAGCUUGCCCUUCACUGUUUCAGCCAAUGUGGAUUGUUCCAAGAUUGGUUGAAGUUGAAGGAGCGUGCGUAUUUUGUACGAAGCUGGCUUCUAUUCCCUCCAGUAAAUAAAUAGUAAUGGGUGUGUUGUUUGUGCUGUAUUAAAUAAAUGCAUUUUCAUCCUUCAGAUGAAAGUACAGAAUGGAUUUUAUGCUUUACGUAA
Vitis vinifera (wine grape) is the source of this 629-nucleotide messenger RNA. RefSeq names its product non-specific lipid-transfer protein 8. The transcript is spliced from 2 exons. Lineage: Eukaryota; Viridiplantae; Streptophyta; Magnoliopsida; Vitales; Vitaceae. Gene Ontology annotation, cellular component: membrane. The record is from RefSeq and is a predicted model, not a curated record. Gene Ontology annotation, biological process: lipid transport. Gene Ontology annotation, molecular function: lipid binding. Bases 124 to 480 code for a protein of 118 amino acids.